Terrapene triunguis (Three-toed box turtle) is the source of this 2111-nucleotide messenger RNA. It is a transcript of the gene GRPEL2, whose product is annotated as GrpE like 2, mitochondrial. The transcript is spliced from 4 exons. Gene Ontology annotation, molecular function: adenyl-nucleotide exchange factor activity; protein-folding chaperone binding; protein homodimerization activity. Gene Ontology annotation, biological process: protein folding; protein import into mitochondrial matrix. The record is from RefSeq and is a predicted model, not a curated record. Lineage: Eukaryota; Metazoa; Chordata; Testudines; Emydidae. Bases 1 to 630 code for a protein of 209 amino acids. Gene Ontology annotation, cellular component: PAM complex, Tim23 associated import motor.
AUGGCUGUGAAACGGGAUGCAAAACUCCGUGAUAUAGAUUGCCUGUGUCUCUUCAGCACUGCGGCCCAGCAGAGGAGUACGGGAGAUGAGUGUGGACCAGAGGAUCCCCGCGAUGAGCCGAGACAUCCCCUUUCUGAGCGAACUGUAGAGCUCAAAGCCAGCAAACUGGAAGAACAAGUCCGUGAUUUAACUGAGCGAUACCGGAAAGCCUUGGCGGAUUCGGAAAAUGUCCGGAGGAGAACCCAGAAGUUUGUGGAAGAUGCCAAGCUGUUUGGGAUCCAGAGUUUCUGCAAGGACCUGGUGGAGGUAGCUGAUAUCUUGGAGAAGACUACUGAGAGCGCUGCAAGAGAAGCAGAGCCUACUGACCCAAAACCAACCCUCAAGAAGAUCUAUGAAGGCCUCUCCCUCAUAGAGGCCAAGUUGCAAAGUGUAUUUGCCAAGCAUGGCCUUCAGAAGAUGAACCCCGUCGGUGGCAAAUAUGAUCCAUACGACCAUGAAAUAGUCUGCCAUGUGCCAGCAGAGGGAAUGCAGCCAGGCACAGUGGCACUAGUGACUCAGGAUGGCUAUAAACUCCACGGCCGCACUAUCAGACACGCACAUGUUGGUGUGGCAGUAGAGUCGCAGGAGUGAUGUGGUGGGUGCACCCAUUGCGAUCUGGGACCUUAAUGAGCUGAGGACUCGGUCACACAGUGGCGGUAGCAGCUGCAUGUCUUUUCUUUAUUUAUUAAGCUAGGUUUGUAUUGUACAUUGGCUUCUUCACAACAUGUGCAGUAAUCUUGGCUUUAAUUCCAAGAGGCUCAAUUAUUUAAUGUUACUUUUUCUGAGUGUGUGUAAUACUGGGAAUCCUGCUAUUUAAGCAUGUGGCACUGCUAGCCUCCUUCUCUGUUGGAUUCAGGUCUCUGUUAAAACUUGCACUGGGGGAAGAGGGAGUGGCGGAGAGAGACUCUGAGAGCCAGGAAUUUUCUGCCUUCUGAUCCCAGCUCUGACAUACUCUUUCUGUGGCUUUCGGCAAGUCACUUAGCCACUCUGCCUCAGUUUCCCUAUAUGUAAAAUAGGGAUAUAAUAAUACUUACUAACCACCUCACCAGGGCGUUGUGAGGAUUAAAUAAUAUUUGAGAUGCACCUUAGAGAUGAAGAGCUCUAGCUAAGUGCAAAGUAUUAUUAUGAGACUCUUGUGUGGUCUUUUAUUUUUUUUUCCUGUUUUCCUUAGGCAGAAGGAGCUGUGAAAGCAUCUGCCAUUUUCAGCCAGACUCUUCUCAUCUCUCUUCAGAAAGCAAUUCUGAAUUAACAAAGCCUUAAUCAUCUUGUAUUUGAGUAUGGAUGAGGUUUAAAAAAUAAUUAUCAGCUGAAACGUGAUCAGAUUAAUGUUUGCUCUCCAGCUAAGACUUCAGACCUGCAGAGCCGUCCUUAGGGGACAGCGAACCAGGGCAACCGCUCCCGGCCCCGCACUUUGGGGGACCACGUGGGCUGGCGUGAUUGGGCGGCGGGUGAACCGCUGGCUGGGGGAGGGAGAGCCCUCCACCCAAGGGAGAGCCACGCUUGGCUGUUUGGGAAGGCACAGCCUCCCCUACCCGCUCCCAGCGUGGUUGGUCCCAGAAGUGAUGUCACUUCCGCCCCAGUCCCCGCACCUCCCUAGGGAUGGCCCUGCAGACCUAUCUACUUCUCACUAAAGUUAAACAGUGGGAGUGACAUGAGGCAGGGGGAGCAGGAGCUAUUCUCAAGUCUCAGCCACCGAGCAAAGAUCUAGACCUGUUCUCCAAACAAGAAGUAUUUUUAAGAGAAGGAAAAUCUAUCUCUAGAUCAUUUGUGCCGCAGCUUCCAAGCAUCAGAAACGGUUCACUCUUUACUAGCCCCGAAAAGGGAAAUAUGAUCUCUUAUUUUGUCAAGCCACCAGCUAAUUGAUACACAAUUAACACCGAUGACUUUCCCAACCCUAAUUCAGAGCCUAUUUCUGCCUGGCUGUGGAUAGACAUCAAAUUUAGGCUUUAUUUCAUUUUUUAGAUGGAAGGAGAGAAGUCUUAGCAAAAGCUCCAAGUGUCCUUGAAUCAGCUGCAGCAGCAAUUAUGAGCAAGUGAAGAGAAGCAGGGAUCCAAAUGCCCGUCGAGAUUGGG